Cyprinodon tularosa is the source of this 1688-nucleotide messenger RNA. RefSeq lists its product as uncharacterized. The transcript is spliced from 12 exons. NCBI's taxonomy places the organism in Eukaryota, Metazoa, Chordata, Actinopteri, Cyprinodontiformes, Cyprinodontidae. The record is from RefSeq and is a predicted model, not a curated record. Bases 90 to 1598 code for a protein of 502 amino acids.
UACUGUGCGUCUUCUGACGUCAGGAAGUUUCAUAAGGCUGACAGGAACCACUGGGCUGUAGUUCAUCUUUAGACUCACAGAAGGGAAGGAUGCCUGAAGCUGAUAUAACGUACGCUGAUGUGAAGUUCACUCGACCGAGGCCCAGAGAAAAUGUUGCUUCAAACGACAUCACUUACUCUGAAGUCAGGAUCUCAAACAAACAGCAACCAGCAAUCAACCAAACAUCUGGGUCCAUCAGGAGGUCAAAGGUCUCCUCAGAACAACUGGUUCUGCUGGUUCUCCUUUCAUUGCUGGUAGCUGCUGUCAUUGCUCUUGGAGUCACCUGGUCCUUUAUGAAUCAAAGAAUCCAAACCUUAACUGAGGAGAAUGGAGCUCUGAGGAGAAAUCUCUCAGCUAAGAUGAAUCCGAAGUGUGAAGCAGACUGGAUGGCACAUGGAGGAAGCCUUUAUAAGUUCAACACCAUGAAGUCCUCCUGGACUGAGAGCAGAUAUUCCUGCAUAGCUCAGGGAGGAGACCUGGUGAAGAUCGACAGCAGAGAAGAGCAGUUUCUUGACCCUGGCCUGUUUCAGCAGACUGAGGUGAUGUUUCAGAGGCGGCAGCAGCAGCAGCAGCAGGGCCACUUGGCAUGGCAGACACAGGUUCCCCCUCUAGAAAACCAUCAGCAGCUCAAUACCUCUGAGACAGAGGAACUGGUCAUAGACUUCAGGAAAUCUGGACCAUUCCCAGUUCUGAUGGAGGCAGAGGAGGUUGUUCUUGUAGAAAAGUAUCCCAGGCUGUCGCUGGACAACAAGCUAGAUUGGGCAUGCAACACAUCUGACCUGUACAAAAGCUCCUUCCUUCAGAGGCUCCGGUCACUUAACAUCUUCAGGAAACUUCUGCAGAUGUUCUGCCAGCCGGUGGUUGGGGAUGGGGAGCAGCAGAAGGCUGAAGCUGCUGCCUCCCAACAUGAAAACCCAACCAGAACCUCCAAGCUGCCAUCAGAGAGAGUCGUCAUGCUGGUUCUGGGCUCUCUGCUGGCUGCUGCUCUCGUCAUCAUCUACAGACUCUUUUUUGAUAAGAUCCAAACCAAUCAGAUGAUCCAAACCCUGAAAGAGGAGAAUGAAGCUUUGAGGAGAAACUUCUCAGAGGAAAUGCGUCUGAAUAACAGACCAGAAUGGGAGAGAUAUCAAGGAAAGUGUUAUAAGUUCAACACCAGGAAGUCCUCCUGGACUGAGAGCAGAGAUUCCUGCAGACGUCUGGGAGGAGACCUGGUGAAGAUAGACAACAGAGAUGAGCAGGUAUUCCUGGAGAUCAGACUGAGAGACUGGAUGGAGGAAAGUGAGGACAAGUUCUGGAUCGGACUGACAGACUCAAAGAAAGAAGGCAGAUGGUUGUGGGCGGAUGGAUCACCUCUGAAUGAAAGUUUGACGUUUUGGAGUAAAGGUCAACCUAAUGACGGGAACAAAAGGAAUCCAGCUGGAGAAGAUUGUGUGAGGAUGUGGCUGAGAGGAGGAGCUGGUGAUUUGAAGCGUUGGUUUGAUAUGUCCUGUGGUGCUCAUUACAAAAGUAUCUGUGAGAAAUCAAUAGUUCCUGGUCUAAGACCAUCUGUCUGUAAAUAAAGUUCAGUUCAGACUAUAAAACAGUCUUAGAACAGGAUCAAGAAGCUGCAGAGAUACUAGUUUCAUAAACAUAAUGUCACAAACAUUGAA